Mixia osmundae IAM 14324 is the source of this 859-nucleotide messenger RNA. RefSeq lists its product as uncharacterized. The annotation marks the transcript as partial. Lineage: Eukaryota; Fungi; Basidiomycota; Mixiomycetes; Mixiales; Mixiaceae. The record is from RefSeq and is a predicted model, not a curated record. The transcript has a single exon.
CACGACCUCAACAAAAGGCUCUACGAUUGAAUACGCACAAUAUGCGGGUUGAGAACGACCUGAAGCUCAUCCGAGGUACUGCUCGCUCUGAACUCAUUCCCAUCGGACAUGCUUCGUGCUCGCCGCCAUCGUCUUAUCGUCUUUCCACGUCAUCGCCGCCGUCCAGCCCGCCUCCUCGGGAUAAUCUUCGCUUGUGCUGCUCUCGCCCAUCUACACAUGCGACUGCAACGAGGUCGUGGUCGAUCGAUGAAUCAAUCGAGAAGACAAUCGAGCGAUGGGAAGAUGAUGCAAACGCGUCCUCCGCGAACGCUCUUUCGCACUACCAAUCUUCGUCCAGACCUCAAACCACACACAUCGUUCCGUCUUGGCCAGCAGAUGAACCCCUUUUUCGUGAGAUCGAUCAGACUGCUUUCUGGCGUGCAAAACCUCCUCAAGCAUUGCCAUUUGCCCGACCUGGCUCGCUGUCUCAAUCCGAUGAGCAGCCUCAAGUCACAGUAGGAUAGCCCAUACAUCAUAUACCUUGGGCCGCUCAAGCUGAUGAAACAUGCAGUCUCGUCAGCAGACCAGAUCCAUCUAUGAAGAUCAGCACACACGUGCAAUGCCCACACCUGCAUCUGCCUUUUUGCGCAUUGGGACGCCCUUUGCGGCAGGGUCAAGCUACGAGUUGAACAAUGUCCUUGCGCUCGAGCAAUCUCGAAACGACUCGUACACUGUCGAUCUACCCAUGAGCACACCAGAUGGAUCGGCGCCUUACACUCAUCAAAUCAUUGCUGACUCACAAACCUUUGCGGCUGAGCAUGCGCCUCAUGAGUUCAAUAUCUGGCAAGAUUGAGUCAUUGCAUGAUGGUGCCCGAGGCCU